This is a messenger RNA of Momordica charantia (bitter melon), 1174 nucleotides long. Its product is annotated as polyubiquitin. NCBI's taxonomy places the organism in Eukaryota, Viridiplantae, Streptophyta, Magnoliopsida, Cucurbitales, Cucurbitaceae. The record is from RefSeq and is a predicted model, not a curated record. Gene Ontology annotation, molecular function: protein binding.
UAUUCAGAUUCGAAAAAUCGAAACGUUUUCUCAGCGCGAUUAAUCUUAAUCUCGAAAGCCGCUCUUCAGCCGUCUUCAAGAUGCAGAUAUUUGUGAAAACUCUCACCGGCAAAACAAUUACCCUUGAGGUUGAAAGUUCUGAUACUAUUGACAAUGUAAAGGCCAAAAUUCAGGACAAGGAAGGAAUUCCACCGGACCAGCAGAGGCUAAUCUUCGCUGGAAAGCAGCUCGAAGACGGCCGAACCCUGGCCGAUUACAACAUACAAAAAGAGUCCACGCUCCACUUGGUGCUCCGUUUACGCGGUGGGAUGCAAAUCUUCGUGAAAACCCUCACUGGAAAAACCAUCACCUUGGAGGUGGAAAGCUCUGAUACCAUCGACAAUGUGAAGGCCAAGAUCCAAGAUAAAGAGGGUAUUCCACCGGACCAGCAGAGGCUGAUUUUCGCGGGUAAACAACUCGAAGAUGGCCGCACUCUGGCUGACUACAAUAUUCAGAAGGAAUCAACAUUGCAUUUGGUGCUUCGUCUUCGUGGGGGAAUGCAAAUUUUCGUCAAAACGCUCACGGGAAAGACUAUCACAUUGGAGGUUGAAAGCUCCGACACAAUUGACAAUGUCAAAGCUAAGAUUCAAGACAAGGAAGGUAUCCCUCCAGACCAGCAAAGGCUAAUUUUCGCAGGCAAGCAGCUUGAAGAUGGACGGACUCUUGCCGAUUACAACAUUCAAAAGGAGUCAACUCUUCAUCUAGUGCUCCGUCUUCGCGGUGGAAUGCAGAUUUUUGUGAAGACCUUAACGGGAAAAACAAUCACUCUGGAGGUUGAGAGUUCGGAUACCAUCGACAACGUGAAGGCUAAAAUUCAAGAUAAAGAGGGCAUCCCACCAGACCAGCAGAGGCUGAUUUUCGCUGGAAAGCAACUGGAAGACGGCAGGACUUUGGCCGACUAUAAUAUUCAAAAAGAGUCGACUUCGCAUUUGGUACUGCUGCGUCUUCGUGGUGGUCUUCAAAAUUAGUAUCUAAACUGUGGUACCUUUUAGAUUUCCUCAUCUCCGUACAAUAAUCUCUAUUCUUAAAAUCUCUGAGACUCGUGUGAUCUGCUUAUGAUUUUUAAUGUUUAGCUAUGUAACAUUUCCUUUAUCAAUCGCUUUAUAUUUGUGUAUAUACCGUUUGCUUGUAUUCC